AUGCCCACCUUCGGAUUCUGGCGCGCCGAAGAAAAAUCCUCCAAACCCAAGAAAAACAUCGUGAACGACCCUCGUCAAAAAUCAUCUCCAUCCGCGAAAACUGCACCCCGUAUUCCACGCCCCAGGCGUCUACGUCUCCCUCAAAACCACUAUUCCACACACGUAUACCUAAUAUUCCAUCGCUACGAAGACAUGAAAUCAGGGCUGUUCUCCGCAACGAUAUCAUUCCGAACAAUGUAUAAUGAUUUUAAAGGAAUGAAAACAGUAGAUAUAUCACCUAACAGCGAAGAAGCAGAUGCGCAAUUUGAUAUUAAUGGAGGGAAAUGAAGGGGUGAUGGGAAGUCGAAGGAUGUUCGUGUGUAAAAUUGGGUGGGUGCAGAGGAAUGAGAAUAGGGGUAUGGUGUAUGCGAAGGUUGCGGAGUGUUUGCCGUUUCCUGUGAGACCGGAUACGAUGGAUAGUGUUGAGUGGGAGGAGUUGAGGAUGAAGGGGAAUUCGAGAUGUGAGUGGAUUUCAAAGGCGAUUGGGGUGCUUAAGAAGGGGGAGUACUGGGAGAGCUUGCCCGUGGAACAGUUUAGGGAGAGACAUGCUGAAGUGAAGAAGAUGAGCGGAGUUGGGGAUUUUGAGGAUGAGAAACGCGCGUGGAAAAGGAGGGUUGAUAGGGCGACUCGACAUUUUGAUCAUUCGGGUGAUGUGCUUGCUUAUAGGGAGACAUUGAAAGAGCUUGGUCCGGAGCCUGGGCUUUCGUCGGAAGCUAAACAAGCGAGGUAUUUGGAUAAGAUUAUGAAUGAUGUUGGAGCGGCAUUGUAUUCUAAACAUGAAGAGCCAAGCAAAUUUUCAGAUAAGUAUAGACGAAGAGGUGAAUGA
Molecule: messenger RNA, 865 nt
Organism: Sclerotinia trifoliorum
Lineage: Eukaryota; Fungi; Ascomycota; Leotiomycetes; Helotiales; Sclerotiniaceae
Source: the annotation of a GenBank genome assembly